This is a messenger RNA of Daphnia carinata, 1286 nucleotides long. RefSeq names its product cysteine desulfurase-like. Gene Ontology annotation, biological process: iron-sulfur cluster assembly. Gene Ontology annotation, cellular component: mitochondrion; nucleus; cytosol. Lineage: Eukaryota; Metazoa; Arthropoda; Branchiopoda; Diplostraca; Daphniidae. Gene Ontology annotation, molecular function: cysteine desulfurase activity. The record is from RefSeq and is a predicted model, not a curated record.
AUCAUGAGUACUGAAAGGGAUCCAAGGGUAUGAGAUGCAGUGCUACUAUAUGUGACAAAUUAUUAUGGAACCCCAAUUCAAGGUCCCAUUCAUAUGGUUGGGAAAGCGAAAAAGCUGUUGAACAAGCUCGUGAGCAAGUUGCAAGGCUAAUUAAUGCUGACCCAAAAGAAAUAAUUUUUACAUCUGGAGCCACUGAAAGCAACAACAUAGCAGUUAAAGGUGUUGCAAGGUUCUACAAAAUGAAAAAGAAUCACAUAAUCACUACACAGACAGAACAUAAAUGUGUCCUGGAUUCCUGGCGUGUUCUCGAAGGAGAAGGAUUUGAAGUAAAUUACCUACCUGUCCUCCCCAGUGGUUUAAUUGAUCUAAACAGCCUUCAGAGUGCCAUCAGGCCGACGACUGUGUUGGUCUCGGUAAUGGGCGUAAAUAACGAAAUUGGAGUUCGACAGCCAUUGGCAGAAAUAGGUGCCAUUUGUCGAAAGGCGAAAGUCUUUGUCCACUGUGACGCAGCUCAGGCUGUAGGCGAAAUUCCUAUUGAUGUUGAGGCGAUGUCGGUUGAUCUUAUGUCCAUCAGAGGACAUAAGCUUUAUGGCCCAAAAGGUGUUGGUGCCCUCUACGUAAGACGUAGGCCGCGGGUCAGGAUUGAAGCUUUACAGAGCGGAGAUGGUCAAGAACGAGGUUUGCGUAGUGGAACGGUUCCGACUCCCCUGACAGUUGGUCUUGGUGCUGCUUGUGAUAUUGCUAAGGAAGAACUUCAGUAUGAUCAUAACAGAAUCACAAAACUUUCACAUCGCUUGGUCGACCAGAUAAGUAAAAGUUUACCUCAUGUUAUACAAAACGAAGAUCCUGAACACUCCUGUCCGGGUUGUGUUAACCUGUCGUUUGCCUAUGUUGAGGGUGAAAGUCUUUUGAUGGCCUUAAAAGAUGUGGCACUAUCAAGUGGAAGUGCGUGCACUUCAGCGUCGUUAGAGCCAUCUUAUGUUUUGCGCGCCAUUGGCGCCGAAGAAGACUUAGCGCAUUCUUCCAUUCGCUUUGGAAUUGGAAGACUUACUACCGAAGCUGAAGUAGAUUACACUGCGCAAAGGUGUAUACAUCAAGUUUCGAAACUUCGUGAAAUGAGUAGUUUGUGGGAAAUGGCCCAAGAAGGUAUUGAUUUGAAGAGUAUCAAAUGGACGCAGCAUUAAUUUUUUUUUUGUUUACGUACGAACAUUAAAGGCAUUCAUGUUUAACUUCGUCCUUGUAAAAUAAAGGCUCGGAAAUAUAUACUGAAGACUGUAGUUAAGUAU